Messenger RNA from Lindgomyces ingoldianus, 1533 nucleotides. Its product is annotated as thioredoxin-like protein. Bases 463 to 1266 code for a protein of 267 amino acids. Gene Ontology annotation, molecular function: glutathione disulfide oxidoreductase activity. Gene Ontology annotation, cellular component: cis-Golgi network; fungal-type vacuole; cytoplasm. The transcript is spliced from 2 exons. Gene Ontology annotation, biological process: cellular response to oxidative stress. The record is from RefSeq and is a predicted model, not a curated record. Lineage: Eukaryota; Fungi; Ascomycota; Dothideomycetes; Pleosporales; Lindgomycetaceae.
CGUCACCUCACCACCACCAACAACAGAGGCCACUUUUACUGGCGUUGAAUUUUCAAUGAUUGCAGCAGCUACCUAAUACAGACACAACAAGGCAGUCAUACCAGAAACCUACCUUUACACCCCAUCACCGCCAACAUUUCCACUCUGAGGUUUGCUGUCGCAAGGGUAACAACUCCACACGCUUCUGCCGCCCCGCUGUCGCGGCUCGAGAAAAUAAACCGCCACGAAUUCUGCACUCCUCGCCUUCACGUGCGCGAAGCUUGCCGCGACUGGGCUACGACCGUUCCCUUCGACGCGGUGGACAUCUUGCGACUCCGGGGGCUUUAGGCAGCUUGUCCUCGGUUCCAGGUUGACGACCUCGCCUCCAGCAUAAGUGCUGCGAGUCUCACACUUUCACCACCCAAUUCACCUUGCGCCUCGUACCUUACACCUCGCACACCGCACCUGGACUCGUCGUAAGCCAUGCCUUCGCAGCGUCGGGUCAAGGCCUUCGGGCUGUUGGUCGUCCUUGCCGUCCUCGUUACGCUGUACAUGACGUCUUCGCCCCGCCAGACUCGAAGCUCCGAUUUCUACACUAAGACGCAGGAGGCGCUUCAAGCAAGAGAGUACGAACAAGCUGCCAAGCAGCGCGACGCCGAUGACGUAGGCGCCAGAUUGAAGGCAGCGGAGGAAGCAGCCAAGAAGUCGGCGGAUGAGAAGGGCCACAAGUACAUCGACUUGGUCGGCGGAGGGGUGCCAGGCGGAGCGAACGAGAAGAGCGUUGCCGGACGAGUCAUGAUGAACCAGCCCGGCGAGGGGGAGAAGAAGCUUGUACCUGGCGUCGCCAAUGUGGGAGGUCGACCAAAGGAUAGGGAGGCGGCGAAGGAGGACCACGAGUCGCCAGAGGACCACGAGGUUGAGGUGGAGUUGAAUGCCAUUCUGAAGAAGAGCCCAAUCAUCAUCUUCUCAAAGACCUUCUGUCCCUUCUCCAAAAAAGCAAAGCACAUCCUCCUUGACAUCUACAACAUCGUCCCCGCCCCCUACGUCGUCGAGCUCGACCAACAUCCCCUCGGCAUGAAACUCCAACACACCCUCGCCGAGAGCACCGGUCGCAAGACCGUCCCAAACGUCCUCCUCAUGGGCAAGAGUAUCGGUGGCGGCGAUGAUAUCGAGGAACUCCACCUCAGCCACAAGCUCCUCAGCACUGUCAAGAGCAUGGGCGGAAGCCGGAUCACCGAAGUGGCUCUCCGGAGCGGCGGUCAUCAACAGAAACCUCUUCGCGUCUGAAGAAUCUCUCGGCGCGGCGUGGGUUUCGUCUUUCCUAGUUUUCAAUUCUGUGUGCAUACUUUAUACUACGGGGUGGGCGUUUUCACACACUAUCAUGGGCGGCGUUUUUUUGCGUAAAAAGGACAGUUCUUCGGAAUUAUUUUUUUUCCUGCCUAAUCGGAACGGGAAAUGGUUGGGUUGGAUUGGUUUGGGGCUGGAUUUCUGGGGGCAGGUGUGGUGCACUUGGGUCAUGGAUUGCUUGCUUCCUCUAGUUAGUGGGUAUACCCG